This is a messenger RNA of Exophiala xenobiotica, 1484 nucleotides long. RefSeq names its product proteasome subunit beta type-5. Lineage: Eukaryota; Fungi; Ascomycota; Eurotiomycetes; Chaetothyriales; Herpotrichiellaceae. The record is from RefSeq and is a predicted model, not a curated record. The coding region runs from base 202 to 1050 and encodes 282 amino acids. The transcript is spliced from 2 exons. Gene Ontology annotation, molecular function: threonine-type endopeptidase activity. Gene Ontology annotation, cellular component: proteasome core complex.
GCAUUGUAUCAUCCAUCAUCAAAGCGGACGAGCCCAUCCUCUGCUUCUCAUCAUCCACCUUCUGCCUUGCUUAAUCCAUCGUCGCUUUUAAUUCUUGACGUACUGUAACACCACCUCUUUCUCUUGCUGUGUUUUUUCAGAUUCUCCUUCGACCGUCGAUUUCCCAAACCAAGAACAGUCUUGCCGAUUGGCCUCCGAAUCAUGGAUGCCCUCGUUGCUCAAUACACUCAAUCUCCCUUUGCCAGCGAAGGCUUCGAUUCAGAAGAACAAAAUGAUUACACCGACACAGUACCUUCACUAUCCCUCAAAUUUGCCUUACCUCCAGUCGCUCGACCCUCUGCAUUCUUGCGAGCAACCACAGACGACCACGCCAACCCGAACUGCCCGAUCAAGAUCGCACACGGUACAACAACACUAGCUUUCAGAUUCAAAGGAGGUAUCAUUGUUGCAACGGAUUCGCGAGCAACAGCUGGAAAUUGGAUCGCCUCGCAAACGGUGAAGAAGGUCAUCGAGAUCAACCCUAUGCUGCUUGGGACGAUGGCGGGAGGAGCUGCUGACUGUCAAUACUGGCUUGCUUAUCUUGGUAUCCAAUGCCGUCUACAUGAGCUUCGACACAAGCGACGUAUCUCGGUGGCUGCUGCUUCAAAAAUUCUGGCCAACUUGGUGUAUUCAUACAAGGGAAUGGGGCUGUCAAUGGGUACGAUGAUUACUGGAGUCACACCUCAAGAAGGACCUGCGCUGUACUACAUCGAUUCAGACGGAACGAGACUAUCAGGCAAUCUUUUCUGUGUUGGAUCCGGUCAGACAUUCGCCUACGGUGUGCUAGAUGCUCUCUACAAGUACGACCUCGAAGACGAUGAAGCGUUGGAACUGGGCAGGAGAAGUAUUUUGGCAGCAACUCACCGGGACGCAUACUCGGGUGGCUACAUCAACCUGUACCAUGUGAAGGAGGACGGAUGGGUCAAGCACGGUUUCUCCGACACGAACCCCAUCUUCUGGCAGACGAAGCUGGAGAAGGGUGAAUUCUCCAAUGUGACGAGCGAGCUCUAGUGAGUCCGCGGACUGUGAAUGAUGGCGUGGGUAUUUGCUAGCUAGGGGCCAAGUGUACAAUCAUACUCGACGGGUGUGUACCAGAUGGCUUUUUUCCGGUGUAUUACAAUCACUGGCCAUCAAAAUGAAUUCCACAGAGGACCUGAGCUCUUCAUGAUUUCUUGUUCGAUCUAGAAUAUGAGAUCAGAUUUUGUGAGAUCAGAUUUUGUGGUAGCCCGUGGAUUUGGGCUCUUUUGAUGGUGUCUGGAUACUAUGACUGACUCUGCACGUUUACCGCCAAGAUGCCUGAUUGGGACGAGGGUGAUGCCGCCCUGUACUGUGGUACUCACUCCUGGCUCGCGCGAGCCGUCUCUGAGACUAUGCCGAAACCCUUUUGUACCAAUACUUACUCCGUAGACUAAGUUACUAUGCACUUAGCAGGGCUACAAAUUUCG